Molecule: messenger RNA, 3556 nt
Organism: Musca domestica (house fly)
Lineage: Eukaryota; Metazoa; Arthropoda; Insecta; Diptera; Muscidae
Gene: SPoCk
Product: calcium-transporting ATPase type 2C member 1
Exons: 4
Coding region: 149-3247 (1032 amino acids)
Biological process (GO): calcium ion transmembrane transport; manganese ion transport; intracellular calcium ion homeostasis
Cellular component (GO): endoplasmic reticulum; plasma membrane; Golgi membrane
Molecular function (GO): ATP binding; ATP hydrolysis activity; P-type calcium transporter activity
Source: RefSeq, a predicted model, not a curated record
CAAACACCAUUUCAGACUAGUGAACAGAAAAUAGAGAUAACCUCAAAUUUGGCACAUUGUUGCAUUUUGCAACGUUUACUAUACUUGCCGUCGCCUCACCAUCUUUCUUGUUGUUAUCUGUCAAUCAACUUCACAGCGAUCCAAGGCAAUGAAAAACCACAAGAAAUAUGCAAAAUUACCCCAAGAUUUAGAUUUAAGUUUUCAAGAACAAUUAGAAAUCGAUACCGCCGCCACGGAUGAUUUUAAUUUAAGUGCCGGUUCGGGUCUCGAUGAAGACGACGAUAAUAUAUUGGACGAUCACGAAGAAGUAGAUGACGACGCUGAUUGCAACGUUGAUUACGACGACGACGAAGAAGAGGAAGACGAAAUAGUUAUUGCCACAGCAGCGGCAGCUGCCACAGGAUUAGUGGGUUCGGCGGGUGGCGCCGGACGUUUGGCCAACGCAGCGGCCAUUGCACGUAAACAGCAAUUGAAUCGUAAGGUGUUAUCCGGUUUGGGUCGCGACAGUGUUAUUGAGACGGGUUCCACACUUACCCCCGAAAUGUUACUGACAACCGCAGAAUCAUCCACUUUCAGUGCCUCUGAGGUGGCGGGUCGACUACAGGUCGAUGUCCGCACCGGCCUCAAAUGGACCGAGGCCAAGUAUCGGGCAAAAAUCAUCGGCCAAAAUGAGCUGAAUGUCAUCGAAGAAGAUCCCACAUGGAAGAAGUAUAUAGAACAAUUUAAGAAUCCUCUCAUUCUCCUGCUGCUCGGUUCCGCUCUGGUGUCGGUGGUAAUGAAACAGUACGACGAUGCGGUCAGCAUAACAAUAGCCAUAAUUAUUGUGGUGACGGUGGCAUUUAUUCAGGAAUAUCGCUCCGAAAAAAGUCUGGAGGAGUUAAAGAAGCUGGUACCGCCCGAAUGCCACUGCUUGCGCGAAUCGCGCUUGGAAACAUUUCUGGCACGCGAAUUGGUGCCGGGCGAUAUUGUCCAUUUGAAUGUGGGCGAUCGGGUGCCGGCCGAUGUCAGGCUAUUCGAGGCCAUUGAUUUGUCCAUAGACGAAUCGAGUUUUACAGGCGAAACGGAGCCUUCGCGCAAAUGUACCGAUAUGUUGCUCAACAACAUGGGCAACAAGGACCACACGAACAUGAAAAAUAUUGCCUUUAUGGGUACCCUGGUGCGAUGCGGCAAUGGCAAGGGUAUUGUGGUGAGCACAGGAGAGCGCAGUGAAUUUGGUGAGGUCUUUAAAAUGAUGCAGGCCGAGGAGGCACCCAAGACACCGCUACAAAAAUCCAUGGAUAUUUUAGGGGCCCAGCUGAGUUUCUACUCCUUCCUAAUUAUAGGGGUCAUCAUACUGCUGGGUUGGCUGCAGGGUAAACCCUUGACGGAAAUGUUCAACAUUUCUGUGUCCCUGGCUGUGGCAGCCAUCCCGGAGGGUCUACCCAUUGUCGUUACCGUGACCCUGGCCUUGGGCGUAAUGCGUAUGGCCAAACGUAAUGCCAUUGUCAAGAAGCUGCCCACUGUGGAGACACUGGGUUGUGUCAAUGUCAUAUGCUCUGACAAGACGGGAACCCUCACCAAAAAUGAAAUGACAGUCACCGUGAUCAUUACCUCCGAUGGCUAUAUGGCUGAUGUCACGGGAGCCGGUUACAAUGACCAGGGUGAGAUCCACAUACGCAAUUGCAACAAUGUCGAAAUGGCCAAGUCUAAUAUCACCAAUCUCCUGGAAAUCGGUGCGGUCUGCAACAAUGCCUACAUCCAAAAUGGCACCCUGCUGGGCCAGCCCACCGAGGGUGCCCUCAUUGCAGCGGCCAUGAAGAAUGGCAUGUAUGCCACCGCCGAAAAUUAUGUACGCAUCCAAGAAUACCCCUUCUCGUCGGAGCAAAAGAUGAUGGCCGUUAAGUGCAUACACAAGUACAACAACAACAAGGAGGAAAUCUACUUUGCCAAGGGGGCGCUCGACAUGCUGCUGCCCCAGUGCACGAAAUACAAGUUUGGCUCGCAGACGAUGCCAUUGACGAAGCAAAAUGAAGCGGAAUUUUUGGCGGAAGCUUAUGAAAUUGGUCGUAAAGGAUUGCGGGUUUUGGCAUUGGCCAAAGGCAAGAAUCUGCAAGAUUUGGUCUAUUGUGGAUUAGUUGGCAUUACCGAUCCGCCACGGCCCCUGGUGCGGGAGUCCAUCGAGCUGUUGAUGCAGAGCGGUGUUCGGGUGAAAAUGGUGACGGGCGAUGCCCAAGAAACGGCAAUGGCAAUUGCCAGUCUCAUUGGCAUUGACACUAUACACCAUCAAACGCUGUCGGGUCAAGAGAUUGACCAAAUGAAUGACCAUCAAUUGGAUAAAGUUUGUAAUAAUGUCAGCGUUUUCUAUCGCGUUACACCGCGUCACAAGCUGGCCAUUGUAAAAUCGUUGCAACGCACCGGCAACAUUGUAGGCAUGACCGGUGAUGGAGUGAACGAUGGUGUGGCUCUGAAGAAGGCGGACAUCGGUAUUGCCAUGGGCAAAAAUGGCACGGAUGUGUGCAAGGAGGCGGCGGAUAUGAUAUUGGUCAAUGAUGAUUUUCAUACAAUAAUAGCUGCAAUCGAAGAAGGCAAGGCCAUCUUUUACAACAUCCGCAACUUUGUUCGCUUCCAGCUGAGCACCUCCAUUGCGGCCCUCUCCCUGAUUGCCUUGGCCACCUUGAUGGGCAUUGCCAAUCCUCUGAAUGCCAUGCAAAUUUUAUGGAUCAACAUUAUCAUGGACGGUCCACCGGCCCAGAGUUUGGGUGUGGAACCCGUCGACCACGAUGUGCUCAAGCAGAAACCGCGCAACGUCAAACAGCCCAUGAUUACCAAAUCGGUUAUUGUCAAUGUCCUGUUGAGUGCCAGCAUAAUCAUUCUCGGCACCCUGUGGGUCUUUCAGCGUGAAAUGGUCGAUGGCUCGCUGGGCAAGACGAAACGCGACACCACCAUGACCUUUACCUGUUUCGUGUUUUUCGACAUGUUCAAUGCUCUCUCCUGUCGCUCACAGACGAAAAGCGUUUUCACCAUUGGCCUAACCUCGAAUCGCAUGUUCCUAAUGGCCGUGGCCUUCUCAAUAAUCGGCCAAAUGUUGGUCAUCUAUUUCCCACCCCUGCAGAUGGUGUUCCAGACGGAGGCCCUCUCAGCCUAUGACAUACUCUUUUUGCUGUCGCUCACAUCGUCGGUGUUGAUUGUGCAGGAGAUCAAGAAAUGGUUCGAACGCACCAUGGAACGUAAAAUGUACAAGACCCGUUCCGAGCUGGAUUUUGUAUGACAAAACGAAAGCGCUGGAAGAUUGUUGACCAAAAAAUCGAAUUGAAUAAAAUUUUGGAUUUUUUUCUAAAUUUCUUUUUCCGCCGUUCCCAAGAGGAGGAGGAGGAGGGGGAGGUGGAAAGGGGAAAUUUUGAAUAAUUUUUGAAAAUCACAAAUUUUGAGUUCUUAAGGAUAGGCAGAUAAGGGAAGAGAGAGAGAGAGAAAUGAGAGUAGAAUGUAUGUCUUAUCUAAGGUUUGUUUGUAAUUUUGUUUAAAUAUAAGCUAACGGAUAUAAGCAAAACAAAGAGAAGGAGAAUGUGUGUCGAAAAGA